Molecule: messenger RNA, 398 nt
Organism: Galeopterus variegatus (Sunda flying lemur)
Lineage: Eukaryota; Metazoa; Chordata; Mammalia; Dermoptera; Cynocephalidae
Product: dystrobrevin beta-like
Exons: 3
Biological process (GO): synaptic signaling
Cellular component (GO): synapse; plasma membrane
Molecular function (GO): zinc ion binding
Source: RefSeq, a predicted model, not a curated record
AAAAAGGUAAUGCUAAAUAUGUUUUUAGACACGAUGAUGGCCGAUCCUCCUCCCCAGUGCCUUGUCUGGCUACCUCUCAUGCACAGGCUUGCCCAUGUUGAGAAUGUCUUCCAUCCCGUGGAGUGCUCCUAUUGCCGGUGUGAGAGUAUGAUGGGCUUCCGGUACCGAUGCCAGCAGUGCCACAACUAUCAGCUCUGCCAGAAUUGCUUUUGGCGUGGCCAUGCCAGUGGCCCUCACAGCAACCAACACCAGAUGAAGGAGCAUUCCUCUUGGAAAUCCCCUGCAAAGAAGCUGAGCCAUGCAAUUAGUAAAUCUUUGGGGUGUGUACCCACCAGAGAACCCCCACAUCCUGUUUUUCCUGAGCAACCAGAGAAACCACUUGACCUUGCCCAUAUAGU